Molecule: messenger RNA, 1195 nt
Organism: Drosophila obscura
Lineage: Eukaryota; Metazoa; Arthropoda; Insecta; Diptera; Drosophilidae
Source: RefSeq, a predicted model, not a curated record
UUUGUACCACUCCUCCGGACGAGCAUCGCCAUCGACAUGCUCCACCAGCAGUGUCGGAACGGGCGCAACUUCCUUCACGAGAACCGACUGGUGAUGCGCUACCCACUGGCCGUUCCAGUGGCUCAGCCGUCGGUAAGGCACAACUACGAGAUGCCCACGGCGGCCUCGCUGGCCAGGCGCUCGACGCCCACCCACAACAGCGCUCUGGGCGAGCGGUCUAGGCGCACGGCACUUCCUCGCACAUCCACAGCCAGCGCCACCGCCAACGCCUCGUCGGAGAAGCAAAUCCAGACGGACGACAUAUGCGACGAGCUGUUUCUCAGCGCGGCCCUGCUCAAGUGUACCGAGCACGGGCAGUCGCGGGCCACGCAAAGUGAGGGCGACGAGUGCAGCCCCCCUCUAGCUGUGGGCCUGAAGCACAGCGCCGGCGGGUGUCUGCGACGCGCCACAUCCAACUUUGAAUUGGGCAGAGUGGCCGAGCAACGCGCUGGCUACCAGUCUGGUGGUCAGCACACACUGCACCGGCUGUUAGGCGGCGCUGCCAGCACUCUGCCCGCAUCCGAACUGGACCCGAUGGACGACAGCUGGACAUCAGAUCAGCCGCGCCUGACGCCCCGCAACGAAAAUGCUGUGGAUGGAUCAUCCUUGAGCUCAAGUCGCUCCUCGCUGGCGAGAUCGCCACCUGCACCUGUACGCCAGGUGGCCAUACCGGAAAUCACAGACGUGAACCAGGAGGACACCCUCAGCGCACGCUCCCAGGCCUCCAGGUGCAGUGAGCCUUCCUCUGGCCCUGGUGCUCCGUCACAGGCUGAGCGCGAGUCGAAUACGAAUUUGGAGACGGAAGAAGAGCAGCAGCAGCCGCCGCCGGAGCAGGAGUUGGAGCAUCGAAUCCUGCUGUCAGAGGCCCAGCGGAUAGAGCUGAUCAAAAAGACACGUGUCCUGCGAAGCCUGCUGAUCGCCGAGUGGAAUCGCUUGCCCCUCUCCAUGUUUACGCUUCGUGUGCGCAACCUGAAGCAUCAACUGGAGCAAAAGCUCGACAUGGUGGACAAAGAUCUGAGCGUGCUCUCCCAGCAGAGGGUGUACGCCAAGCAGGCCAGCUCGGACUCAUAUCAUAGGUUCUUCUAUUCAACGAAAUCUGAAACAAAUUAUGAUGAACAUAAAUAAAUAUGCAAUUUAUAACAAUGAGUCCUGGAUA